Molecule: messenger RNA, 956 nt
Organism: Brugia pahangi
Lineage: Eukaryota; Metazoa; Nematoda; Chromadorea; Rhabditida; Onchocercidae
Source: the annotation of a GenBank genome assembly
AUGGAAUUGACAACACGCGAUGAAUUGCCACCAGCAAAUGAGGCAUCAGAUCCUCGAGAAUUAUCUAUGCAACAACAACAGCUACAAGAAAGUAAUGAGGAACCAAUGAGACAAUCUUCACAAAUCAGUUAUAUCACUGAAGGAAAUUAUCCGAUCAGAUCAAGAAGAAAUAUUAGACAUAUGAGAACUAGUGGAAGACGCUUAUUACCACCACGAAGUCUACGUCGACGUCGAAGAUCGUCACAACGAUAUCUACGAUCUCGAUUAUACGGGAGAUUACGUCACGUGAACAACGUAUUUUUUUGUCAUCCUAGAAAUUAAUCAAUAAAAUAAUUGAAGUAAAUAAUUAUCAGGAAGUGGUAAAAAUUAUAUUUAAUAGUUUUGAAAGUAGAAAUAAAACUGGGAAAAUGGUUUCUUCACAACUGGACGAUGACUUGAUUCAUCGGCGAUAUUAUUAUUAUUAUGGUCCAAAAAGGGAUUUCGCUAAUCUUCGUGAUGGAAGAGUUAUACCUGAUGAAGAAAGAGAAUUGAUUCACAUUCAAUAUAUGCCUGUGAAUGAUGAUAAUGAUAGUGAUGACGACGAUAAUGAUAAUUCUGGUAAUGAAAGCAAUGAAAGAGAAAGUGAAGCGGAAACAUAUAUAAGUGAUGAACAACUUCCAUCACUAUCAGAUGAUGAUAGUAUUAUCCACUGGGACGAUGAUAUGGAUCCUAAUGAAUUGCUACCACGGUUGGUGCAUGGUGAUAACAGUGAUAACGAUGAUGAUGAAUUUGUUAACAGAAGUGGAAAUGUGACUAAUUCACGAACUGCUCAAACAAGUGAUACCACUGAUCGCAUCAUUAUGCCACCAUAUAAUAUAAGAGGGAAUUCAAUGAAUUCAUUACGAUCUCAACAAUCUCGAGGAUAUUUCUAUCCGCCAUUUCCUGACGGAAAAUGGUCAUUUGGUUACUUGUCAUGA